Messenger RNA from Penicillium expansum, 2724 nucleotides. RefSeq names its product putative ATP dependent RNA helicase. The transcript is spliced from 7 exons. Gene Ontology annotation, molecular function: RNA binding; ATP binding. The record is from RefSeq and is a predicted model, not a curated record. Gene Ontology annotation, cellular component: intracellular anatomical structure; catalytic step 2 spliceosome. Lineage: Eukaryota; Fungi; Ascomycota; Eurotiomycetes; Eurotiales; Aspergillaceae. The coding region runs from base 1 to 2724 and encodes 907 amino acids.
AUGGCUUCAGAACAGGAGCUCUCGACCUCUUUCAUUCCAGCCUUGUACAAACCGGCUGCUUUGCUGCCUAUCGCACGCCACAAGAAGAACCUGCUCUUUCUGGUUGAAAAAUACCCCGUCACUAUCGUGGUGGGCCAAACUGGCAGUGGUAAAACAACUCAGCUUCCGCAGUAUCUAGACCAGGCAGGAUGGUGCGAGGAUGGGAAGACCAUUGCUGUUACACAGCCCCGACGGGUGGCUGCUACAACGGUUGCAACGCGAGUAGCCGAAGAGAUGCGAUGCAAAGUCGGUGAAGAGGUGGGCUACUCCAUCCGAUUCGAAGAUUUGACAUCUCCUGCAACAAGAAUCAAAUUCCUGACAGAUGGAAUGCUGCUUAGAGAAGCCCUGGUUGAUCCUCUACUUUCGCGGUAUUCCGUGAUCAUGGUUGAUGAGGCACAUGAAAGAUCUCUCAGUACCGAUGUCCUUCUUGGAACUCUAAAGAAGAUCCGCAAGAAGCGCCCUGAACUUCGCAUUAUUGUUAGUAGUGCAACCCUCCAAGCAGAAGACUUUCUUCGUUUCUUCGCCGGCGAGGAGUACCAGCCUGUUGCAGAGCCGGCGGAUUUGGGUGGAAGUGUUGGUCGGAUCAUCAGUUUGGAAGGGCGAAUGUAUCCGGUCGACAUGCUGUUCCUUGACUCUCCCGCAGAAGAUUACAUAGAGCGAGCAGUCAAGACCGUCUUUGAUAUCCACACCCAAGAACCAGAAGGCGAUAUACUUCUCUUUUUGACUGGCCGGGAAGAGAUCGACACUGCGAUCCAGUUGAUAUCCGAAAGAGCGGCAACUCUCCAUCCGAAGGCGCCCUCUCUACUUUCACUACCACUUUACGCUGGACUCACCACGGAACAGCAAAUGUAUGUCUUCGAGCCGACCCCAGAAAACACCCGAAAGGUCAUCGUCUCGACCAACAUUGCCGAGGCCUCCGUCACAAUCGACGGGAUCGUAUAUGUCAUUGAUUCCGGCUUUGCCAAGCUUAGAGCAUACAACCCCAAUACUGGUAUCGAUACAUUGACUGCAGUGCCAAUAUCAAAAGCAUCCGCCACCCAGCGAGCUGGCCGCGCUGGAAGAACAAAGCCAGGUAAAUGUUUCCGGCUGUACACACAACAAGCGUUCGAGCAGAUGCCGGAAGCAACCGUACCUGAAAUCCAGCGGUCAAAUCUUGCACCGGUGAUUAUGCAGCUAAAAGCACUGGGCAUUGACAACAUUGUCCGAUUCGACUUCUUGACACCUCCGCCGGCCGAACUUAUUAUUCGUGCACUUGAGCUCCUGUCCUCUCUCGGCGCAGUUGAUGACUAUGCCAAACUCACAAAACCGCUUGGGGUGCGGAUGGCAGAAAUUGCUCUGGAUCCUAUGAUGGCCAAAGUUCUUCUCACCGCACCAUCUUUCAAUUGUUUAAGUGAAAUUCUCACAAUUGCAGCCAUGGUCAACCUCCAGGGGACAGUGUGGGUUCAGCAUGCUGGAGACAAAAGAUCUGCCGAGAGCCACCGGCGAAAGUUCGCCGUUGAGGAGGGCGAUCAUUUGACGUACCUGAACGUGUAUCAAGCCUUUGUCACCAAGGGGAAGAAAGACCCGAAAUGGUGUCGCGACAAUCUCUUGAAUUACCGGGCACUGCUACGUGCAGUGAGCAUCCGAGGCCAGUUAAAACGGUACCUAGAACGCUUUGGUAUUCAAGUCGAUGAGACACUUUCAUCCCGUCAUGGAGCAGCCGAUUUGAGCAACCAGCCAGAGCAGAUUCGGCGGUGUCUUACCACAGGCUAUUUUGCUCACGCGGCGAAGAUGCAACCGGAUGGAACUUUCAAGACUGUCAGCGGUGGUCUGACUCUUCAUGCUCACCCCACCUCGUUGAUGUUUAACCGAAAAGCUGACUGGGUCAUAUUCCAUGAAAUCAUGCAAACGGGUGAAAAAACAUAUAUCCGCGAUGUCACCAAGAUUGAGAAGAGCUAUCUGCUGGAAAUUCAGCUAAAGAGGAGGAAUAUGUACAAUAAUACCCAGGCGUUUCAGGAGGCUGUGGAAUUGAGAUAUAAAAUGUCAGGGCACCAUCAUGAUCACGAUGGCCACUGCCAUGGCGAAGAUCAUGACCAUACCAACGAUAUCACUCCAGCCAUCCAAUCCCUUCUCUACUCCCAGAUCAACUUCGACCUGAUCACAACCCUGAAUGAGACAACCCCAAACUCUGGCGCAUCCAUCGUCAAGAAAACCUGGGCCGAGCGACUAAACGACAAGCCCGAGCUCGAGAGCGACGCCGACGAACAGCUGCUCAUGACUAUCCCCUUCAACGGCCAAGUCAACUUCCACUCCCUCCUUCUAUACACAGCUCCUACAAACUCCGCCCCAAAGACAGUAAAGCUGUUCAAGAACCGCGACGAUUUGGAUUUCUCAACUGCAUCGGAGUUGCAUCCGACUCAAACCAUCGAGGUCCCGCAGCCUGUACCCGGCGCCGAUGUCUUCGAAUUGCCGUUGAACCGUGCCCAUUGGAAUGCAACUACCUCUGUCACGCUUUUUAUUGAGGAUAAUUGGAGUGAUGGCGAGGAGGAUGUUACUAAGGUUGGGUAUGUAGGCUUCAAGGGGCAGUUUAUGAAGUUAACCCGGGAGCCGAUUAAUUUCCUUUAUGAGGCUGCGGCGAACCCUCAGGAUCAUGUUUCUAUCCCCGGUGUCAGUGGUGUUGGUGGCAGGAUUAUGCCUGGGCAGUAG